This is a messenger RNA of Sarcophilus harrisii (Tasmanian devil), 1329 nucleotides long. Its product is annotated as zinc finger protein 665-like. Gene Ontology annotation, molecular function: RNA polymerase II cis-regulatory region sequence-specific DNA binding; DNA-binding transcription factor activity. The record is from RefSeq and is a predicted model, not a curated record. Gene Ontology annotation, biological process: regulation of transcription by RNA polymerase II. Lineage: Eukaryota; Metazoa; Chordata; Mammalia; Dasyuromorphia; Dasyuridae.
AUCUUACAUAUGUAAUCAAUGUGGAAAGAAUUUCCAGUGUUAUGCCAAAUUGGCUCAACAUCAGAGAAUUCACACUGGAGAGAAGCCUUAUAAAUGUAAGGAAUGUGGAAAGCUUUCAUACAUCAUCCCAGUCUUGCUAAACAUCAGAGAAUCCACACUGGAGAGAAGCCUUAUAAAUGUAAUGAAUGUGGAAAGGCUUUUACACGGAGUGACAAUCUUCAUGAACAUCAGAGAAUCCACAGAGAGAAGCCUUAUGAAUGCAAUGACUGUGGAAAGGCUUUCACAUAUCACUCUUAUCUUAUUGCACAUAAGAGAAUCCACACUGGAGAGAAGCCUUAUGAAUGUAAUGAAUGUGAAGGCUUUCCACAGAGCUCCAGUCUUCAUAAACAUCAGAGAAUCCACACUGGCGAGAAGCCUUAUGAAUGUAAUGAAUGUGGAAAGGCUUUCAUACAGAGCUCCAGUCUUCGUAAACAUCAGAGAAUCCACACUGGCGAGAAGCCUUAUGAAUGUAAUGAAUGUGGAAAGGCUUUCAUGGAUCACUCCUACCUUGCUGUCCAUCAAAAAAUCCACACUGGAGAGAAGCCUUAUGAAUGUAAUGAAUGUGGAAAGGCUUUCACAAAGAGCUCUUACCUUGUAGCACAUCAGAGAAUCCACACUGGAGAGAAGCCUUAUGAAUGUAACGAAUGUGGAAAGGCUUUCACAAGGCACUCCCAUCUUGAUGCACAUAAGAGAAUCCACACUGGAGAGAAACCUUAUGAAUGUAACGAAUGUGGAAAGACUUUCACAUAUCACUCCAAUCUUGCUGUCCAUCAGAGAAUCCACACUGGAGAGAAGCCUUAUGAUUGUAAUGAAUGUGGAAAGGCUUUCACAAAUCGCUCCUACCUUGUAGUACAUCAGAGAAUCCACACUGGAGAAAAGCCUUACAAAUGUAAUGAAUGUGGAAAGGCUUUUGUGGAUCACUCCUACCUUGUAGUACAUCAGAGAACCCACACUGGAAAGAAGCUUUAUGAAUGUAAUGAAUGUGGAAAGGCUUUCACAAGGCGCUCCUGCCUUGUAGUACAUCAGAGAAUCCAUACUGGAGAGAAGCUUUAUGAAUGUAAUGAAUGUGGAAAGGUUUUCACACAGCUCAGCAAUCUUACUUCCCAUCAGAGAAUCCACACUGGAGAGAAGCCUUUUGAAUGUAAUGAAUGUGGAAAAGCUUUCAGAAGGCUCCUCCUUGUAAUACAUCAGAGAAUCCACACUGGAGAGAAGCCUUACAAAUGUAACCAAUGUGGAAAGGCUUUCACAAAGCGCACCUACCUUGUAGCACAUCAGAGAAUCCACACUGAG